AUGGCUACAUGGCCGCUGCCCACAGACGAUGACAAGGAAGACCUCCUCCUUUCAUGUCGAUACGAUGAUCUCGACGAAGUUCAAGCUUUUGUAACAAAAUUUGGCCCAGGUGCUCUCUCCAGUGUCCGAGACGACAACGGAAACACCGUGCUACACAUGACGUGCGGAAAUGGACACAUAGACGUGCUGGAUUACCUUCUUCCUCUUCUCUCCCCUUCCAUCCUGUCUGCACAAAAUAGCGCUGGCUCGACCGCCUUGCACUGGGCAGCGCUGAACCAGCAUCUCGAAUCAGCGCAGAAGCUGGUCCACUUUACUGGGGGACCAGGGGUUGAUCUGAUUGAUAUCAAAAAUAUUGCCGGAAGAUCACCCCUGGGUGAAGCCGAAAUGAUUGGAUGGGAUGAGGGCGCAAGGUGGCUUGUGCAGGAGAUGAAUCUCGAUGAAGGUAGCCAUCAUGAGGUCAAUGAUAACGAAGAAGAUGGUCCCGUGGACACUGCACAGGAUAUAGAAGUAGAGAUUCAGGAUGCGGAUGGUGAAGUGGCCAAGAUGACGAUAAGCGGUGGCGCAACCAUCUGA
This is a messenger RNA of Suillus subalutaceus, 573 nucleotides long. RefSeq names its product ankyrin repeat-containing domain protein. The transcript has 2 exons. NCBI's taxonomy places the organism in Eukaryota, Fungi, Basidiomycota, Agaricomycetes, Boletales, Suillaceae. The record is from RefSeq and is a predicted model, not a curated record. Bases 1 to 573 code for a protein of 190 amino acids. Gene Ontology annotation, molecular function: protein binding.